GCAUUUGGCUCUGCUUCAGUACUCCACGUGUGGGCUAAGGGCCUGCCUCUCCCUGGGAAUGAAGCAUGGGCGGGGCCAGCUCGUCACCGCCCCCUGCCUUGCCUGGGAGACCAAGAGUGUCCCUCCCGCCUUGGCUGCAGCUAGGCCAGUCCAGGCGAACCAGAGCGGUGCUUCCUGCAGUCCUUGUCAGAUUUGUGCCCUGCGAGACGGGGAGAGCAGCCUCCUCUUCCUCGAGUUCGCCGCUCGUCCGAGCCGGAAUGGGAAUUGAGACCCAAGAGCCGACGCGUUUCCCGGACAACGGCUUCCCAGCAGGGGCGUCCGGCCCGGCUAGAGCCAAGAUGUCGUCAGUGGGGAAGGCAACCCAGGUUCCGAGCGGCAAAGUCUACCAGCAGAUCUUCCAGGCUCAGGUGCAGUUGGUCCACUCCUUGGCAGCCACCAGGAAGCGCGCUAUUGAGCAUUCUGUGACCCCAAAGAGCAGCAGGAUACCUGUGAUGAAGAAAGAGAUCCCCGAAGGGGAGACAAUGACCCCUCGGCAGCAGAAGUGGAGGCAGAGCCUCCCCAAUGAUUGGGUGACAGAAAACCCUGUUCUAUCCAGGGAAAAGGAGAAAACCAGACGGGAAAAGGCACGAGAGAGUGAGAGCCAGAUUGCUGCCCGAGAAGUGCGGGGCCUCAUGGACACCAUUGUGCCAGAGAGGACGAGCACCAUCACCUUAGAGAGGCAAGAAAAACGCAAGAGGAGGAACUACGACAAUGCUCUGGCAAGCUUUCAUGAGGAGAUCGCACAGAUUGGGAUGGAAAUGGAACCUCUCAUCUUGGAGACAGGGGGACAUUUUUUGAAAAAGCUGUCUGAGUCUGAUGAAGACAUCAACAGUCUCUUCAAAAAGGUGGAAAAUGAUACCAGCCUUGAGGACUAUACCAUCCAAACCUUGUUGGAGCUAUGGGAUAAGGUGGCUGAGAUGUUCCUGGUCCAGAAGCAGGAGAUUAAGGAACUGGAUGAAACAUUGCUCUCAAUAGAGUUCUCCCGAGCGGAUAAGCUAAAGAGUGUGUUGAAGAAAUAUGUGGAAAUCAUAGAGAAAACAACCUACCUCCUGCAGCCUGAUGUGUACAAGCUGAUAAAUAAAGAAGCCAUGAUCAUUAACCAUGCCUUACUGGGCAACCGAAGGGCCAUCACCCAGCUGAACAUCAACCUGAUGGAGGCUGCCUUGCAGAAGGAACUUGACAGCUGCCACCGCUGGCAGGGUUUGGUGGAUGCCUGGAAGACUCUCAAGAAGGAGGUGCUGCUGCAGGGUUUCAGUGAGUUCAUGGCCAAUGAGAGUAUCCAGUCUCCUCCCGCUGUACAGAAGGAGCUGGUGGAAAUGCUGAAGACCCAGGGUGUCCUGCAGCAGAAGCGGCAGGAGCAUCUUUGCACCAUCUGUAACCUCUUGCCCCCAAAUUACAACAAAGCCAAGCUGACCGCAUGGCAAUCUUCUCUCAAUGCCCUGAACAAGGAGCUUGACACCUACCACAUGGACUGCAUGAUGCGGGUCCGCCUGCUGUAUGAAAACACAUGGCAGGAGUGCCUGUCCCAAGUGCAGAAUUGCAAGGCACAGCUGCUGGACUGGAAGGCUUUCACCGAAGCAGAGGCUGAGAACCUGGUGAGCCCAACCUUCCAGAUAGUGGGUGCGCUCCAGAGCAAGGUGGAAGAGGAGCUGGAACUCCUGGAUAGUUCCUUUGAAGCCCUGGCCAAGCAGACAGAGUGGCAGAGCUCAGAGCUCUUCAGGUACUUCCGGGAGGCUGUGCAGCUCUGGGAGGUGCACCAGAGCAUUCUGUCACAGCAGGAGCUGGAGCUCGAGAAGAGAAUGGAGCAGCACAGGCAGAGGCACAAGCUGGAGAACCAGGCCCAGGAGGUACACUUUGAUAAGCUCUUAGACCAACUGAGGCAGCAAAGCCAGGAAGAAACACUGAAGAUAUACCUGGAAAAGGCCAGAAAUUUUCUGAAGAACAUAAAAUCCAGGUAUGAGUGCUUUCAUAUCCACCUGACCAAGGAAGUGAUGGAGUACCCAGAGAUGAUACUGGAAGAACUCAACUCCUACAGCUCCAACCUCAGCCAACAUUUCUUCACUUGUGAAAUCUUUGAACAGAACUUGCUUGGGGAAGUCGUUUUCAAAGUCAGACAGCAAGAGUUACAUGAAAAGCAGUUCCUGCAGAAGAUAAGGAGAAGACAAAGGUCUACAGCAGAAAUAAGCAGAAGUGAAGAAAGCAAAAGUAGAGGGAUGGAUUCUUCAAGGCCAACAGAAGAGACAGAAGAAGAAAAAGGUCAAGAAAUGGUGUCCUCUGGAACUGAAAAGGGGCUGAGUGACCAGAUAGAUGAGUCCAGAGAGAGCUCUGUGCAAGGAUCAGAAGAAAUGCAGGAUGAAAGAGAGAACUCUUCAAAAGCAUCCCUGAGCCUGGAAAAUUUGAAGGUUCAGGAAGAGAAGGAGAAGGCAAAGGAGGAGGAGGAGGAAGCACAGGAAGAACAAGAGAGUUCCUCCGUGGGUGAGGCUGAAGCUCAAGAAGAAAGUCUGGAGGAGAUGUAUUAUGAGGACAUGGAGUCCUUCACAACCUCCAGUGGAAAUACUUAUUUUGUCCUCUUAUCUCUGGAAAAAGAAGAGAGCUCUAGGAGGCCCUACUCCAACUUCUCAGCCACACUCAUCAACAACACUCCCAGCACUAAGUUCAUAGAACAAGUGAUAAUUCCAUCCGGACUAGUUUUAGAAAUUAAGAAACAACUUCGAGCUGGCUUUUUUGAACACCUCGAGAAGUGGUUUGCUCAAUGUGUCCUCAAUGCCCGGGUCAUCGUGGCCACCAAGAUCAGUGAACUGGAUUCAGAAUUGGAGCUGCGUCUGCACCUGCACAAGCGAAGAGUCCAGCACAUAGAGAAGGACAUCCACAAUGUCAGGGCAGCUGAGCUCUUGCUUCACAAAGAACAAUUGGACAGCCACUGUGCUGGGGUGGUGGAGAUGCUGAAGAAGGAAAGGCUGAUGUUCUGCCAGUUCCAAGAAGAGCAAAACACAAAGAGCAAAAUCUUUCACCGCAAGAUCUUUGACAUGGAGCACAUCUUCCUGAACACCACCAAGAGCCAAAAGCUGGUCAUUCUCAGCAGCACACUACGUCAGGAGCUGCUCAGCUAUGUAGAUGUCACCCAGGUGUCCCUGCGCAGCUUUCGACAGUACUUGGAGGAGAGCUUGGGCAAACUCCGCUACACCAACAUGGAAUUCAUCAAGCACUGCAGAUUGUUUUCAGAGGGAGGCAACUUUUCCCCUGAAGAAAUCAACUCACUGUGUCAUCAACUGGAGAAGGAAGCUUCUCGGAUAGAGUUUGUUGAAAGUUUAAUCAUAAUGACUAUGGAGAAGAUGGAGAGUGAAUACCUGGACCAGGCCAAUGAUGUCAUCAACAAAUUUGAGAGUAAAUUUCAUAACCUGUAUGUGGACCUUGUUUUCAUGGAGAAAAUCCAGAGGUUGAUGACAAAUCUACAAGUGAACAUCAAGUGCCAGGUGGCAAAAUCCAACUUGCAGACAGAAGGAUUAAAUUCUUCUCUGGAAGAGCUUCAGUGCAAGAUAGAAGCUUGUAGAGGCCCAAGAGGAGAUAAGACAGUGGUGACCACAGAAGACCUCCUGGGCUGUGUCAGAACUUGGAAAGAAAAACUGAAUCAGAGGAUUAAGUACCUCAACUGCAGCCUGGAUAUGGCGUCUGUGACUCAAGAGGUCUGUAGGGACACUGCCCCGACUGACCCAGAGGUAGAGAGUGACAAUUGGAUGUCUUCAGGGACCCUCAAGGAGGAGGCCAAGGUGGGCCUAGUCAACCCUGAGUCCUUUGCACAGCCAUUCCGCAUGGGGAGGCCAAUGAUUGAAGACCCUGCUGUGGAGGUGGUCAAGAAGAUCCUGCACACAAGCUCACCUCACCAGUGUGAUAAAGACCGGACACAUAAAGUCUCGAAGCAACAUCAUUGCCAGCCAGAGAGCCCUAUGAAGAAGGCCUUGCCUAGUACCAGUUCUACCUCAGCAGCAAGCCUCACACGGCAUUCCAAGCUCAUCAAAAUGGAAAGAAAGUACCAGGUGCUCGGGAACAAGUCUCCUCCUCCAGCUGAGGACUUUAAAGGGAUCAUCCUGACCCUCCUGUGGGAAAGAAGUGAGCACUUGCUGUCUGUUGCAGAGGAUUUUUACCGAAAAGAGAAGCGCCCAGUCACCAGGCCUGACUGCAUGUAUGAGACUUUGGACCAGUGUACUGAGCACAUCAGUAAGAAGAUCCUAGAGUACCAGAGCCAAACCGAUGAGUACCACAACUCCUGCCUCAUGGAAUUGCGACUCCAGAUGAAGAGAUUUGAGGAGCUGUUGCCCCAGGUGUGUUGGCUGGUGACGGAGAAUUUUAAGGAUCAACACUGGCAAAAGUUUUGCACCACCAUGAAAGACAUCCGGGCAGAGUUUGAGAAGCAGCAAAAGCAGCUGGAGAGAAGGAAGGAUCAAAAUGCCCAGAAGCUCCAUCCAAAUCUUGGACACCCCCAAAAUUUCCAGCAAAUGAAGUCUCUACAUGCUUCAGAAAAGAAAAGACAAGAAGAGCUGAACCAUGCAAUCAAGAUGACCAGGGAAAGGUUGGAGGAAUUUGCAAGGAAAUACAGCCACUUGUUCAUCACCAGCUUAGCCGCUUUCACCGAGAAGCUUCUGUUGCAGCUGGAUGAAGUGGUUACUGUGGACGACAUCCAGGUUGCCAGGAUGGAGCCCUCCAAACAGAAAAUGUCAACCCUUAUACGGAGGAGACUGGCCAGGCUCUCCCUGGAGGAAGAGAGUGAGACGCCUCUGAUCGAACGUGGGAGCAGGAAGUGGCCAGGAAUCAAGCCCACGGAAACCACCAUCCGAAACAAGAUUCUUGUUCAGAAGACACCCUCAAUAACCACCUCUAAGACCACCUUGGGCCACUUGGCUGCGGUGGAAGCCCGAGAUGCAAUGUACCUGAAAUACUUAGCACUGUUUGAGGAGCAGCUGAAGAAGAUCCAUGAUGACAAUGUGACACAAGUGAAGCAGGCUCAGUGCUGGAAAGACAGCUGGAUACGCUCCUUGGACACCAUCCAGGGCCUGUACCUGUGACCCCACCGUGCCCCAAGUAAAGUUAUGUUUGUGCACACGUC
Heterocephalus glaber (naked mole-rat) is the source of this 5140-nucleotide messenger RNA. Lineage: Eukaryota; Metazoa; Chordata; Mammalia; Rodentia; Bathyergidae. The record is from RefSeq and is a predicted model, not a curated record.